AUGCCACACCCAUUCCAUGGGAGGAUAUGGUUCAGGUGUCAUUUUGGACCUGGCGAACGUAAGGUCGCAUCUGCUGGUCAUGUUCACAUGGAGUUGGUUUCUUCGCAUUAUUCUAUUUUAUUUUUGCUUUUGUUCCAGCUCCCCAUCGAUCCUUCAAUCGCUCUCAAUAUCUUGACCUCCUCAUUGAAGUCUCAUCUCAAUCUUCUGCAUCACUCAAUUGCAAAGCACACACGAGCAGAUAUUACUAUGGCACCUGUUACCAUUACCAACGCAACUGGUGGCGUGAUCCACGUCACGAUCACUAAUUACGAGGACACAGGCUCGAUGGGUGUCUUUGCUAUCGAUGCCGGCAGUGCUUCGGUCUGGCAGCGAGGCCAAUUUCAAUCGAUGACCGUGUUCAGGGAUAACAAUCCGGUCCCGGAGGUCUCUGUUAUCCAACCUUCCGCGCAGCGCAUUAUCGAGUAGAUGCAGUGGAUGACGACGUGCGCACCGUGUUCCUGCUAGUAAUAAGUGUUGUGUUGUAUAACAAAGUUAGAAAUUGGAAUUGGCACUCUGCGUUUCGAUCCUGAACGUUCUGAAAAUUAUAUUGGACCUCGGUACCGGUCUGCAACCACUUCGUGAAAGAAUGAUGCAUUACUCUGGCUGCAUACUACCUUCGAGUUGUGAUGCAUCGUCUAAAGGCUUGCCUGCUGAAAUGGAGUUGCAACGUUGAUUCAUGGGUAAGGGAAAAUGUUGGCGUGGAUGUCACCUUCCAAGGACUCCAUUAUACCACCGUACGGAUCGCGAUAUACCAGUAGCGUUACAGCAUUGUGCGGGAAUGAAAGGGGAGAGCCUUUUGAAGGGAGAGCUUAGCAAGACAGGAAUGCCCCACUGAGGUCCAUAGGUAAGAUCACAACACAUUACAUGCU
Messenger RNA from Suillus paluster, 908 nucleotides. RefSeq lists its product as uncharacterized. The coding region runs from base 1 to 465 and encodes 154 amino acids. The record is from RefSeq and is a predicted model, not a curated record. NCBI's taxonomy places the organism in Eukaryota, Fungi, Basidiomycota, Agaricomycetes, Boletales, Suillaceae. The transcript has 4 exons.